CGGACCGCGUGGUAGGAGGCUGCCGCGAUUCAAUUUCAGUCGAGGCGCGACAGGCAGACCGAGCGAGCGAGCGAGCGAGCGAGCGAACGAGCGAACGAACGAACGAACUUGGCUGGCUGGCUGGCGAGUGGACAGACGAGCGAUCGUCGUUAAGAACUAGUCGGGGUGCUCUCCUUUCCACGCCUCGAUUUUCGAGUUCUCGCUAAGGAGAGACAGAGACAAAGAGGAGGCAGUGCGAGGGAAGGGGAAAGAGCGAGAGCGAGAGAGAGAGAGAGAAGAAAAUUCGCGCGCUCGUGCGCGCGCACUCAGUCUCGAGUCGUGCGGUGCUUCGUCGUCGCAGGUGUAGUGUACACACACACACACGCGCGCGCGCGCGCACGCGCACACAAGCGGAUACGAGGCCCGCGUCGCAGGCGCCCUUCACGCGCCUUCGUUCUCCCCCCCACCAGCGUGCACUGUAAGGGUAAACUUGUUUGUGCGUGUAAGUGUGUCUCCAGCAUCCAGUCGGUGUUUACGUCGCGCACUGACGUGCGUGUCGUCGCUUAGCCGCGCUGCCCGGCCGAUUUCGCGCGAUACACUGCCGAUCACCCGGAGGUUUGUUCGCGUUUGUUAUUCGGGGGGACUGUUAUCACGAAGACGGCCCGUUAGACGGUUUUCGCCGAUCGCCGAGCGCUGAUCGGUUAUCGUCGCCGACCGGCGACGGUGAUUUUUCGCGGGUUCCUCGCGCCGCUUCGAUUGUGCAAAACUUCAGGCCGGUGCGGCGGCCGGCAAGUGAUACAAAUGGCGGUCACCCCGGCACAUUACGACGGCUCGUGCGGACGGAAAGGUGGUGAGUAACAUCGCGGGGGGGGGAAGGGGGUAAGUUGACGGUCUCGUCGCGGAAUGCUCGAUGCUUCGGCAUGGAUUCUCGCUCGAUUCGUGCGAUCACGAUUACGUGCGUGACGGUUUGGUGACGACAUUGAGGAAGGGACAACUGCUCACACCAUGUCUGCCAUGAACGGUAGCUGCUUGUGAGAGAAGGGAUUUCGUCUGCGCCGUUGUCGACAAGGAGAAUGGAAUUCGGGGGCUACAAGGGCACCGGGCCCCGCGUCAGGGUGCGCCGGCGUGCGGAAUUGGGCAGACGGCUCACCAGGAGGCUGUCCAUCGUCGCGAAGAUGCCCGCUGCGAUUCUCAGCAGAGCGAAUCCGCCGGAACCGAGACCGGUCGAGAUCACGGCAAUCGCACCUGACAAGACGCAGCUCACUUUAUCGGCUUCGUCGCCCGGCGCUAUCUCUUCUGUGGUCGCGCCGGUGCUGCUGAAGUUCCGAGUGUGCAGACCACGGCUGCUGCUCGCCGGUUCGAGGGCCGAGGUCGACCCCGCGGCCGACGUGGCCCUCCUGCACGGUGAGGUCUUGCUCAUCGAGGACUCUGCGAGGCAGUACGACGCGAUAGGAGACACAGACCGCAGAUACCGGGCCACGGAGAAGCUGUUGCACGCGGAGGAAGAGUAUCACGAGACGCUGUGCAGCGCCAAAGAAUUAUACGCGCGGCCUUUGGCACGGAGCUACCCCGAGUUCCAUGACGUCAUUUUUCAGCCCUUCGCGGACCUGUCAAGAAUCAGCGCAGAGCUCUGCCAGAGGAUCCGCGGGGCGCUCGAAAAUUGGGACGGCGGUGCCUUCAAGUCGAGUGACUUAUUCCCCGGCACGUUUUGGAGUUCUUACUGGGAAUACCUGGAGAGGUACAGCGAGGCGAGGAGGACUCUGGACGAGCUGAAAGCGACCGAGGACCCCCUACUGCACUUUCUCAGAGUCAGGCAGGCAGCAGCGAGGCACUCGCCUUCGUCUUUGCUUCUCCUACCGGUUCAGAGGCUUGCCGAUUACGAGAGGUACCUGGGACAGGAAGCGAGAAACCUGCUUGAGAACGACUUCGUCAGUAGCGGGGAGGUUCUCCAACGGGGACAGCUCGAGGGCGACCUUCAUCGCAUCCAAGAGCUAUUCCCCGGCGACAACCUGCGAUUACACGAACGAGAUGUCCAAACAACGAAGAUGAAAAACUUGAACUUACGUAAGAGGAACGGCAACAAUCCCGGCAAGCUAACGAGAGUGUUGUCUCAGAAGUCCCUGAAUUCCUCGAUGCUCUACGCGAAUAAUAGUCCACCAGCGAAAUCGCCGUCGAGGACCUUCCUCUUGGAAACGCCAGUUCAGUUCACUACGGGCAUGCAAUCUCAGGAGAGGCAUCUCUUCCUCUUCACCGAUCUCCUGCUGAUCGCGAAGUCGCGAAGUGGCGGAAACUUCAAGCUAAAGCAGACCGUUAGGAUGAGCGAGCUCUGGCUCACUGCGGGUCACAUAGAGGACGUGGCAGAGACCAGCAAGUCCUCGGAGACCAGCUUUGUCCUCGGAUGGCCCACUACGAAUGUCGUGGCGACUUUCAUGACCGCAGCGGCACGAGACCUCUGGUGGGGACGGCUCACUGAGCUCGUGCGAGAGGAGAGCAUGAAGGAGCCGCCGCACACGAGCAUCCGAGUCCUGUAUCACGACAGCGACACGAACACGGAACACUGCAAGUCGAUCAUGGUGGGUUCCGAGAUGACGGCGGCGGCCUGCCUGAAUCUGGCGAUGCCGUUGCUGGAUCUUCAAGGGCACUUCCAGCUAUGGGCCAAGACCGCCGCGGACGAGGCGCCGUAUCCGCUGAUAGGCCACGAGCGACCGUUCGCCGUGAAGAUGUCGAGUCUGCGGCAUAUUCUGUCGGCGGAGGAAGGUUUCGAUCUGGAACACUGCAACAAAAGUGUCCACGAUACUUGUCACUUCAUCCUCAGGCCAAUAAUGAAAUCGCCCGUAAAGAAGAACAGUCGGUCUAAGAUCACCGAUCUGUUGCGACGAUCCCUGUCAUUAAAUCCGAGCCUAUUCGGCGUGAAUUUAUCCAAGCUGGACGAGAACGGCCUGCCUAAGCCGGUAUUGAUGAUGCUGCAGCAGCUGUUCGCCAAGGGUCCCUUCACACAGGGCAUUUUCCGCAAGUCUGCGAACGUCCGAAUUGUCAGGGAGCUGCGGGACCAGCUAGAGUCCACCAGUGACCCCAGCUGUCUCGAGGAUGCGCCGAUCAUAGCGGUGGCAGCCUUGCUGAAAGACUUUCUGAGAUCAUUGCCAGACCCUCUCUUGACCUCCCAUUUGUUUCCCCUUUGGAUGGAGAGCUUGGAUUCGCAGCAUCCCGUGCAAACCAUGAAGAAUAUCCUGGACAGGCUGCCGAAGGCGAACCAUACGUUACUCUCGCACCUGGUUUGCGUGCUACAUCACGUAGCGAGGCGAUCGAAGCGUAACCUCAUGUGCGCCAGCAAUCUCGGUGUAUGCUGCGGCCCGAGUCUACUCUGGUCGGCAAAUCCAUCGGUGAACCAGAGCAGGGCGAUCCCGACGAUCACAGAGAUGCUGAUUCGUCAUUGCGAGGAUCUGUUCGGCGCCGGCGUCACGCAGCUUCUCGGAGAAGAACGCAGUGAUAGCGGGGCCGAAGAAAGUACCGAUAGUCUUCACUCAGGUGGGCUUUCCUUGGACAGCCUCGAUCUGACGGAGCACCCGCGUAGGGACCCCAUGACACUUUCGAGAGAUUCCGGCUUGACAUUAUCGGAUUGUCAGCUGUUUCUGCCGGAGUCACCAGUAGGCUCGGAGGAUUCAACGAUGAACGCGCCAUCGUCGACCUUCGACAAGCCCCUCGCGAAGGAGGACAAAUCCAACGGCAAAACCUACACUCGGGUUUACGCCGGAUGGGAGGAGCGCAUGAACAGCUACGCAUCCAGUAGCCACCAUUCGAACAGCGUGGAGCACAACUUCAGAGAAGAGAAGACCGCUGGUGGCGCGUGCCCGAAUCCCAACUUUCAGAGACAGGACUGGCUACGAGCUCAACUGAAGAGGACGCCCAGGACGAAGCUGGAUGAGCACGAGCACAGGAAGGAGAGGUACGACGACAAGGACCUGUACGGCCAAGAAUACCUUAGGCAAGACUCGAUGAAGGAGAACGUGGAGAACUGCAAGGACCUCUACCGCAGCCCACAGCAACAGGAUAUCCGCGGUGGUGUGAAAAGAUGCCCGAUCCACAACUCGAAGCAGGACGUGUCGGGCGACACGUCGCCCCUGUGCAAUGUGAGUCGUUACGAGUUGAAGAAGAAGGAGCGCUUCAGCGAGUUCAAGAAGAAGAUCAAGUCCGAAGACAAGUACACGAGCACCGGAGACUUGUCGGUGUCGCAGAACAGCGGCAAUUACCGUUCGAAGAGCAGCGAGUUCUACAAGAAGCCGAAGAGCAGCGAGCUGUACGCGAAGAAGGAUUCGACGACGCGCGGUGCCGCCGGCGAGCGUUACGAGUCCGACAACAACACGUACGCCACGAUUAACCGAGAUCGCACGGGUGACCUGUACGGCUCCAACGAGCGCAUCGACACGUGGCCGUUCGUGAUGGCCGAGCCGAUCGACCUGUCGCUCUACGAGCCCAGCGAAGACGACGACGACGACGACGAAGAAGAGGUGGUGGAGAUGCAAGUACAGGUUCAGAGGACGUGGGUGGAGCCGCCGCCGCCGUUGCCGCCACGGCUCAGGCAAUUGCCGCCGGUGCACAUGAACCUGGAGGAUCGUCACAAGGUAGCAGGCAGGUCCAGGUCUCUGCCUCCGCCGCCACCGUAUCGCCCGCCGCCACAACCUCGUGCGCCCAUCACCACGAGGCACUUGGGUCACGGGAGAUCCGUCGUCGACGACGAAAGCUACGUCUGAGAGAGGCGAAUGCGUUCACGUUGGCGGACGACAGCAGAGGCCGUGUCCAAGUCGUGCUGGCCCGCCACAACACGACGAUCGAACCUAGUCCAAACACACGUGUAUAUCGCAAGCGAGAAGAAUUUAGAGAAGAGACACCGUCGACGGAGCGCGCGCGACCUCCGGAUUUUUUCUUCUGUAAAGAGCGAGGAGUACUUAUCUUUUCCGAUCAAACUUAGAGAUAGCGAUUAGGGACUAGCGGAUUAGCGUUAUAGCAACGAGCGAGUACGACGAGUUUACGCGCGUGGCACGGGGUUCGCUCGUGACCACCGACGUUAAAUCAACCUUGGCUCGUGCUCUCCCGGCACACACAUAUUGUCCUUUUCUUUGGCUCUUGACAUCUAAAACGCGGCAAUUCAAUGUCCACUUCACGCGGCUGCCUGCUCCUUUCCAUACAUGUACCGAGUUGUAUAAUCGGAAAGCCAGAUCUGCAGACAGCCGCGUCUCGGGCUAAACGGGCGCCGAACGGAGUCGAGAGCACGGGCCUCCGACUGUUAUUCACAGUGAUUCAGGGUGCUUCCACAAAAGCGUUCAUUCGCGUAGUGUCUUGACGGACAUUCGUAUAUAUACAUACAUAUAUGUAGAAGGAUUACUGUUAAGAAAGCGUAGACGUAGUAACGGACAAGACUAGCGCCGGGAUGAUCUUCACCGAGAGUAAUCGAUUAGUCUUCUUACGUUCUAACGAUAUCAUGAAAAUGUGAUGGCACGCACGUAUAUGUGUGUUGUGUAUGCGGUGUGUAUGAACUUUUGUUCUGUGCGGAGAUGUAAUUUCCGUUGCUGCUUACGGCCCAAGUUAAAGGACAAAAAAAUAUAUAUAUCAUUUUGUAUCAUGUUUUAUAGCGCAUUAACCAGCGUGGAAAACUUUUUAUCGUUGUAAAUUCUUUUUAACGGAUACACUCUCUCGAUCGAGCCGAGAUUUUUUCGUCGAUACUGUCGACACAGUGUGACAGUGUUGCGGCUUUAUUAUAUUUUUAAGUUAAUCCUAUGAGGCCAGGAUCGGAUUUAUGUCGCACGGGAAACGCGUGGAAGGUGGAGCUAAAGGAAUCUGCAGGAUUUCGCAAUAUCAUCUCUUUCGUCUCGCGCAUUUAUUAUCGGUACGUAAUUGAAAUUAACUUUGAGUUCGUUCUCUUCAAGAGACUUUUGCCUGCUUCUUUUUACAUCCGAUCCUGUGAGAGACGUCCGUACAUCUAUUUUAGUGAAGCUCUUAUUGACAGAAUUAUCAUUUUCUCUUUUUCUUUUUUUUUUUAACGUUUUUUUACCGCGUUGGAAAGGAGGUGAAAAAAAAGAAAAUUCUCCAGAGAUUUCUCGUAGCGUUGCUGUUGAACAAGAACACGACACGAAGCAACAUCCUCCGUGCGUAAUACAAACAACAAUAAUAUUUUCUUUCUGACAAUUGUGUCAAUGUGGUUUAUAAACGUAGAGUGUACACAUCGUAGAGAGAAACGCUUUGUGCGCGGACGCAAAUGCGACCGAGUUCUCAAUAGAUAAGAUACGAGGAACAUUAAGGUUACAUCGACCAGCUUCUUAUUCUUUGUAUAUAUUUUUAUUCAAUUGUAAACUGUAAUCUUUUAUAUUCGCUAUACACAGACCGGCAUUAGUGCCAUCCCACUCUCUAGCUCUAAGGCUACUGAAAAUUAAGUCCAACUGUGCGCAUUCUGUUUGUACGUGAUGGUGCAUUCGAUUGGACACUUGUGACCCCAGAGCUAGUGAAUGUAACGAUAUUAAGGUCGAUAUGUGUACACUUUUAUAAUACAUAUUAUGUAACACUCACAAGAUAUGUAUACUUAUCUAAAUUAUAUGUUAUGCUACAAAAGUAAAUAUAUUUCGUAAAUAUA
Molecule: messenger RNA, 6601 nt
Organism: Harpegnathos saltator (Jerdon's jumping ant)
Lineage: Eukaryota; Metazoa; Arthropoda; Insecta; Hymenoptera; Formicidae
Exons: 12
Coding region: 1053-4727 (1224 amino acids)
Biological process (GO): signal transduction
Molecular function (GO): GTPase activator activity; guanyl-nucleotide exchange factor activity
Source: RefSeq, a predicted model, not a curated record